Astyanax mexicanus (Mexican tetra) is the source of this 1970-nucleotide messenger RNA. Its product is annotated as tripartite motif-containing protein 16-like. The coding region runs from base 294 to 1970 and encodes 558 amino acids. The transcript has 6 exons. Lineage: Eukaryota; Metazoa; Chordata; Actinopteri; Characiformes; Acestrorhamphidae. The record is from RefSeq and is a predicted model, not a curated record. Gene Ontology annotation, molecular function: protein binding; zinc ion binding.
AAUCCCCAAAUCUCACAAACGUGCAGUCUGUCUCUUUAAGUGAGAUUGAAAGUAAAAUCUGAUCAUUUCCUGGAUUACCUGCAGGGUGUGUGAAUCGGUGUGUGAAUCGGUGUGUGUCGUGUCUGGAUCUACAGUUUUGUCAUUAAUGUAAGUUUUCCUGAGUCUCUACAAUAAUUCCUGUGUGAGUCAGACAGUGUGAGUAUUGUUAUCUUGGCUAAUAAGUAGAAUUACAGGAUAGUUCUGUUCACUUCUCUCCAACAGAGAACCAGGAAACAAAAUCUUCACACUGUAAAAUGGCAGAAGCUGGUAUUUUGGUAGUUCAGGAUGAGUUCAGCUGUUCAGUCUGCCUGGAUCUCCUGAAGGAUCCAGUGGCUAUUCACUGUGGACACAGUUUCUGUAUGGUGUGUAUUAAUGGGUUCUGGGAUGAGGAGGAUCAGAAGAAGAUCUACAGCUGCCCUAACUGCAGACACACCUUCACCUCAAGACCUGUCGUGAGUAAAAACACCAUGCUGGCUGAGGUGGUGGAGAAACUGAAGAAGACGAGACUCCAGGCUGCUCCUCCUGAUCACUCUUCUGCUGAUCCUGAAGAUGUGGAGUGUGAUUUCUGUACUGGGAGAAAACACAAAGCCGUCCAGUCCUGCCUGGUGUGUCUGGCCUCUUACUGUGAAGCUCACCUCCAGCCUCACUACCAAUCUCCAGCCUUUAAGAAGCACAAGCUGGUCAAAGCCUCCAGACGACUCCAGGAGCAGAUCUGCUCUCAGCACGAUAAACUGCUGGAGGUUUACUGUCGCACCGACCAGCAGUGUAUCUGCAUGCUGUGUAUGCUGGAUGACCAUAGAGGACAUGAUACAGUGUCACUUGCAGCAGAAAGAUCUGAGAAACAGAAGCAGGUGGUGGAAACACAGAGGAAAUACAAGGAGAGAAUCCAGGAGAGAGAGAAGGAGCUUCAGGAGUUAAUAGAAGCUGUGGAGACUCACAAGCGCUCUGCUCAGACAGCAGUGCAGGACAGUGAGAAGAUCUUCACUGAGAUGAUCCUCUCCAUUGAGAGAAGACGCUCUGAGGUGAGGCAGAUGAUCAGAGAUCAGGAGAAAGCUGCAGUGAGUCGAGCUGAAGAACGUCUGAAGAGACUGGAGCAGGAGAUCACAGAGCUGAAGAGGAGAGAUGCUGAUCUGGAGAAGCUUUCAUUCACAGAGGAUCACAUCCAUUUCCUCCAGAGUUUUCAGACUCUCUCAGCUCCUCCUGGAUCUUCAGCAUCACCUGCUUUUACUCUCAGUCCUCUCAACACUUUUGAAGUUGUUAUGAAGUCUGUUUCUCAGCUGAGAGGAAAACUAGACGAAUUCUGGAAAGAGGAAAUUGAGAAGACAUCAGCUGCAGUGAAGAAAGUGCAGAUCAUUCCUGAACCCCAAAGCAGAGAAGAGUUUCUGGAGUAUUCCUGUCAGCUCACACUGGAUCCAAACACAGCCAAUAAAUACCUCCUCCUGUCUGAGAGGAACACAGUGGUGACCUGCAGCUACACUGUCCAGCCAUAUCCUGCCCAUCCAGACAGAUUUGAUAGAUGGGCUCAGGUUCUGUGUAGAAAGAGUGUGAGUGGACGCUGCUACUGGGAGGUUGAGAGGAGAGGAGAUAGAGGGGUUGGUAUAGCAGUGUCUUAUAAAAGCAUCUCCAGGAAGGGAGGAGGCUGGGAGUGUGGGUUUGGAUAUAAUGAUCAGUCUUGGAGAUUGUUCUGUGAUUCCUCCAGAUACAUAUUCGGUUACAAUAACAGAGAUACUGAAAUCUCCGGAGUGCCCGUCUCCUCUAGAAUAGGAGUGUAUGUGGAUCACAGGGCAGGAACUCUGUCCUUCUACAGCAUCUCUGAUACCAUGACCCUCAUCCACAGAGUCCAGACCACCUUCACUCAGCCGCUCUACGCUGGGUUUUGGUUGAGCUUCAACUCAUCAGUAAAUCUUUUAUACUUUCAGCAAAAUAGAUGA